UCGUGUUUAAUAUAAAACCAACUAAGCAUAACCACUGGAAUUCAUUAAGUGCCUUACCUCAAGUCUCUUAAUACCUCAGUAGCACACACAGCCAACCGACCGACAGCCAACAAACCAAAUAAACAACCAACAUCGCGACGACUACCUGUACAAACAUACCCCAGCGCCCAGACCGUUUGAACGCCUGACCAAAACCGCACGUCCGCCCCAGUGAACACACAAAAAUAUCGAAAUUUGUCCAAAGUACGAAUCGAAUUGAAGGAGUUGCAAAGCCAAUUGUGAUUGCUAAAGAUAAAAAGGCACCGCGCGGUUAGCUUAAAAAAAGAAAAAAAAAAAAAUAAUAUUUAUAAAAGAAACGUAAAACCACCAAACCAAAUACGAAAAAAACGGAAAAAUAUUGCUAUAUUCUUCAUUUUGUUUUUUGAUUUUUUUCAAAAGUGCAACUUGGCUGUGGAAAGCGAAAAUUCGAGCUAAAAUAUAAUUCGCAGCAAAUAGCAAAGAAAUUUGUGGUGUUAAUAAAAAAGUGUUUCUAAUUUGCAUAAAACGUGCAUUUAAGUGUUUCAGUUGUUGUUGUUGUAGCAGGGGCUUUUGGGAAAGAGUUUUUGUUUUAUUGUUGCUAUUAUUUUGUGAUUUGUGCAUUUUUAGUGUGCAAUUUUCAAAACACUUAUUUGCAACAAUCUCCGCGGAUUCGCACAAAUUUGUAACAGCAAAACACAGCAAAUAUGAAAUUCUUUGCAGCACUUCUUGCCAUCUGCAUGACACUGGCACUGGUCGCUAGCCAACAGUUAUUCCCUUUUCCAAGACAGUUCAACUUUGGUGGUCUGGGAUCACCAAAUGCGAUCCGGGAUGCGCGUAAUGACCGAGGCCCCGUACUCUUCCCACAAUCGCCACCAAAUCCCUAUGACGAGAGCAGCGGAGUGAUCGUUGGCGCAUCCGGCUACGGUUUUGUGCCACCACAAGCACAGAACUCCGCGGAGGUGUACUACAGCACCGCCUAUCGAGUACCGGCCACCUCAUACACAGCGUUCAACUACUUCAGCAAUCCAUAUUCGCAUCAAUUUAGUUUGUUUUGAAUGCAUAAACGGAACCAGUCAUAGUUAUAUGUAGUUAUACGCUAAGAGUUGUAGUUAAAAAAUAUUAUUUAAAAAUAUAAAAUGAAUAAAAAAUUUAUAACGCCAGAGAA
This is a messenger RNA of Rhagoletis pomonella (apple maggot), 1183 nucleotides long. RefSeq lists its product as uncharacterized. The record is from RefSeq and is a predicted model, not a curated record. Bases 723 to 1073 code for a protein of 116 amino acids. Lineage: Eukaryota; Metazoa; Arthropoda; Insecta; Diptera; Tephritidae. The transcript has 4 exons.